UGUUUUGAGCAACUUCGCUUCCAUCCCGAUUGGACCCAAGAAAAGCCAUCACGAACUCCCCUCAUUGGCAUCACUGGCAUCACUGACAUCACUAUAUCUUCAAGCUGACUCUUCAGUUAUUCGAUGCUAUUGUCGAAAUGAAUCGCAUUUUUAAAUUUGAUUUUUGUGUACUCCAUCGCGCGUCGUGUAGCAUUAAUUUUUCAUUGUCUUAAUUGAAGAUCACGGAUUCUAUCCAUCAAAACUACUUUUAAAACACCCUCGAUUCGGCUUGAUUUAAUUGACUCUCACAAAAGAACUCUGCAUCCAACUCAUACGAUACCACAGCCCACCGUCCCAAUCCUUCAACCCUCCUACAUCCCCCUAACCAAAACAAAACAAAACAAAAAUGGGUCUCCCAUACAGCAAACAAAUCCGCCUCGCCUUCACCCAAUCCCAAACCAUGAUGCAACGAGUGCAAACCGAAGUAACCCCCUUAGUAGCAGCAGGCUACCCAUUAAUAACCUCCGGUUUCGAAGUCCUCAAAACGACAAAAAAUAUCGCGAUAUUAUUAGCCGUUGUACAGGUUUAUACGGCGAUUAUGUUGACGGUGAUACUAGGGGUGUUGGUGAUGCUGCUGGUGGAGGUGAAUCCGGAGUUGGAGGGGAGAGAGAGGUGGGUUACCUGGUUUUGAGGGGUGUGUGGGGUGGGGUGUGAGGUGGGGGUUGGGUGCGGUGGACGGGGGGUGUUGGUUGUAGGGGUGUGGCGGGGGGGGG
Messenger RNA from Sclerotinia trifoliorum, 752 nucleotides. Lineage: Eukaryota; Fungi; Ascomycota; Leotiomycetes; Helotiales; Sclerotiniaceae. The record is from the annotation of a GenBank genome assembly.